Armigeres subalbatus is the source of this 2205-nucleotide messenger RNA. RefSeq names its product translation initiation factor eIF-2B subunit epsilon (gene eIF2Bepsilon). The transcript is spliced from 3 exons. Lineage: Eukaryota; Metazoa; Arthropoda; Insecta; Diptera; Culicidae. Gene Ontology annotation, cellular component: eukaryotic translation initiation factor 2B complex. Gene Ontology annotation, molecular function: guanyl-nucleotide exchange factor activity; translation initiation factor binding; translation initiation factor activity. The record is from RefSeq and is a predicted model, not a curated record. The coding region runs from base 160 to 2148 and encodes 662 amino acids.
AUAAACACUUGUCAUAAUAAACAAUAGUCAUAAAAUUUUAUUUAAAUAUGCAAAUUGCAAUUGCAUUAUUAAAAGCUAUUUACGCCUUUUUAUAAAGUACUCCAUUUAAAAUUGCAUCCGAUUUUAUUUUGGUAACGUGCGUGCGUGUUCCAUGGAAAGAUGAAUCAACUGGAGAAGAAGGAACCGGUGCAGGCGAUCCUGAUUGGCGAUGGAUUCAACGAUUGUUUCGUUCCGUUUACCGACCGGAAACCGCUGUCACUCCUCUCGUUGGUCAACGUCCCGCUAUUGGACUACUCGCUGGAAUCGUUGAACCGCUCGGGCGUCGAAGAAGUCAUACUUUUCUGCGGCCACCAUGUCGACCAGGUGAAGGCGCACGUCAAAAUGCGCCAGGCCACCGGUUGCAGCUGGUCCAUCGGAAUGACGGUCACGAUCGUGAGCUCCGAGGGUUGUCGCUGCAUGGGUGAUGCCCUGCGGGAUCUGGACGCCAAAGGCCUUGUGCGGGGUAACUUUAUCUUGACGGGAGUGGACACGGUGACCAAUGCCAACCUGGCUGCCAUUCUGGAGGAGCACAAGCGUGCCGUCAAGGCGGACAAGGGUACUGCCAUGACGGUGGUUUACAAGGAAGGCGUUCCGCAGCAACGCACCGGAAACGAAGUUAUGAUAGCGAUGGAUAAGAACAGUAAGCGAUUGUUGUUCCAUCAGCGGCUUAAGCCGCUGCACAAGGAACGGAACUUUGUCAUUCCGUUGGAAAUUCUGACUCAGAAUAAGGACGUGACACUGCGACACGGGCUGAUGGAUCCGCAGAUUGCGAUUUGUAGCAAUACCGCGCUGCCACUGUUUUCGGACAACUUUGACUUCUUGACGCGUGAUGACUUCGUCAGGGGACUGCUCAUCAACGAGGAGAUUCUGGCCAGUACCAUUUACGUGAGUUUGCUAGCGAGUGAGGAGUACGGAGUGAAGGUCAAUAACUGGCAGAGCUAUCAGAUCGUGAGCAAGGACGUGGCCAAUCGUUACGUGUAUCCGCUGGUGCCGGAUAUGGGAGUUUGUGGGAACGUCUUGCGAUACUCAUUCUGCCGGAACAACAUCUAUCGGCAUCGGGACAUCAGACUGGCGAGGGGUAGUGUACUGAAGGCGGAUGUGGUGAUCGGAGAAAAGAGCGAAGUUGCUGACAAGACGGUCGUGGAGAAUUCAGUUUUGGGUAACGGGUGUAAAAUUGGAAAGGAUUGUCGCAUUAGCAAUUGUUUCUUGAUGGAUGGGGUGGAGGUUGGGGACGGAUGCACUCUGGAGCACAGCAUUUUAGGAGGUCAGGUAAAGAUUGGAGCCAAUUGCAACUUGACGAAUGGAUGCGUGUUGGGAGAAGAGGUGGAACUGCCGAAAGGGACGAAAGUUUCCAAACUAACUCUUCAAUCAUCCAAUCCUGAAGAUGACUGGACCGAAGGUUCGAAGCGAUUAGGGGACCGCGCAUUCACCGUUCCGGAUGCCAGCGAAGAGAACGAAGAUAUGCCGGACUCCGAGGAUGAAGAUGAUCAAAAUACGUUUAACCACUCGAUGCGACUUCAUCGACUGGAACGAAAGCAGGCACCGUCUAUUUAUAGCAGUUCUUCGGAAGAGGGUGAGUCUCGAGCUAUGUCUCCGGUACAGGAGGACGCCAACAUUUUCCUAUCGGAAGUGCUGGAGUCGCUCAAGCGUGGCUACUCGGAGAAAUCGAACCCGGACUAUUUGAUUCUGGAAAUCAACUCGUCUCGAUACGCGUACAAUAUGUCCCUGUCGGAGGUGAACUUCUAUGUGGUGAAAGCCAUUCUGCACCUGCUGAUAAUGCAGGAGAAUGCGACGAAAAAUGUGGUGGCCACCAUGGGUCAGCUGUUGGGCUAUUUCGGUUCGGUUUUCAAGAACUACAUCCGAGGUCGUGAUGCCAUGAUGGAUUGCUUGAAGGCGUUCGAGGAAACCAGCGAACAGGAGGAGUUGAUUCGCAGUAAAAUUGCUCAACUGGUGCAUUAUUUGUACGAGAAGGAUUAUAUCACGGAAGAGGUAAUUUUGGAGUGGUACGAGGAUUUGGAGGAUGAGGGGGACGCGACGGUGAAGAAAAGUCUAGCCAAGCUGGUCGAUUGGCUGAUGCAGUCCAGUGAAGAGGAAGAAGAUGAUGAUUAAAAAAAAGGUGAUGUAAUAAAGGACAUAGGUCCGAUGGUAACAUCAUUGAUAUUAAAA